Molecule: messenger RNA, 1034 nt
Organism: Alosa sapidissima (American shad)
Lineage: Eukaryota; Metazoa; Chordata; Actinopteri; Clupeiformes; Clupeidae
Product: interleukin-15 receptor subunit alpha-like
Exons: 4
Coding region: 407-682 (91 amino acids)
Biological process (GO): interleukin-15-mediated signaling pathway
Cellular component (GO): plasma membrane
Molecular function (GO): interleukin-15 receptor activity
Source: RefSeq, a predicted model, not a curated record
UGCUUGUUUGGUGCUGAAUGAGACAUUUUACUGCACAACAAAAUUAUUACAUGUUGGGCUUAGAGGGCAAACUGUAAGAUUUUGCUUGAUCUGUAUGUUACCUGGCUGAUGGGGCCAUGCGCGGAUCUACGGGGUGGCAAAGGGUGGCAACUGCCACCCCUGGGACACAGUCUUGCCACCCCUGUUGCCACCCCAUUUAUAAAUCAGAUAAUAUUUUUUUAAGUAUAUUUUAUGUUCAUACAUGUUGGACUGUGAGAAGGUGUGAAACCCGCACCAAACUCCUCUCAAACAGAAAUCGCCGAUUUAGAAUCCCCCGCCCCCUCACAAUGGUUUCACCCAUCACCAUCAGCGCAGUGACCCCCGUGAAAUUUCACCAUUGGCAGCAGAUUUCACAGUGCAUGCAACUAUGUGUCAACUGUCUGUAGGCCUACAACGAAGUGGUUGUGGCCCUCCCCCUCAGGUGGAGCACACCAAGCCGAUAGAACAGACCGUGUUUCCAGUGAACCACACAAUGCGUUACGAGUGUGAACAUGGUUUUAAGAGGAAAGCGGGAACAUCAAGCCUGAUCAAAUGCAAAACAACAGGCUGGGAAUCCAAACUCAAUCUGACUUGUAUCGAAUCCAGAAACGGAAGGUACCGAGCAGAGAGUAAAACGAAGAUUCCAAAUCGGGGAAAGGAGUGACAUCUGCAUAAGACUGCCCAAUGCAACAACCCUGGCGGGCCUUCCUUGUCUCCCCCUGGUGGCGGCUGUGCGCCUGUUUGUUCACAGUGUCUCCCUGUGUGGCACAGGUGACCCGACCAGGUGUGUCUGAUUGGCCAGGGAUUGAUGGGGCUAUGAAAGGCCCCAUUCUCCUCCUCCUGGGAUUUUUUACCUAUUUUUUUGUUUGUUUUAUAUCCCUAGACUGACUUUGCACCACAUGUUUGGUUGUCUAUCAUUACACUGACCUGCAGCACACUUUUGCAUUCUUUAUUCUUAUUUAUUAUUAUUAUUAUUAUUAUUAUGCUUUAAUAAACUGACUUUAUUAUUAUUGAAA